Lasiodiplodia theobromae is the source of this 1914-nucleotide messenger RNA. Its product is annotated as Electron transfer flavoprotein beta-subunit protein. The transcript has 3 exons. Lineage: Eukaryota; Fungi; Ascomycota; Dothideomycetes; Botryosphaeriales; Botryosphaeriaceae. The record is from RefSeq and is a predicted model, not a curated record. Gene Ontology annotation, cellular component: cytosol. Gene Ontology annotation, molecular function: NADPH-hemoprotein reductase activity; flavin adenine dinucleotide binding; FMN binding. The coding region runs from base 1 to 1914 and encodes 637 amino acids.
AUGGCCCACUCCGCCCUUGUGACAUAUGGCUCUGAGACCGGAAAUGCAGAGGAGCUUGCUGUCCAGCUGAGCCAGCUCACUCGCCGGCUGCACAUUUGGACCACGAUCAAGCCACUGAACGCUCUCGCCCCACAACACCUAAAAAACGCCUCAGUCGUUCUAAUAGUCAUAUCAACAACCGGCCAAGGGGAUUUGCCUAGAAAUGCUCAACUUUUCUUUCGAAAACUACGAAGCAAGAAGCUAGCAGCAAACUGCCUGGAAAACUGUAUCUUCACGUCCUUCGGACUGGGCGACAGCUCGUAUCCCCAAUUUAAUUGGGCUCACCGGAAACUGGGCAACCGCAUAGAACAGCUCGGCGCUCAACGUCUCAUUGAAGCCGGCGAAGCAGACGAGCAGCACCCGGAAGGUGUUGAUGCUACAUUUCUACCAUGGGUAGAUAAGCUCCGAGAAAAACUGCUGGAAACCUGCCCACUUUCAUCGGAUGUAAAGCCGCUUGCCGACGAUACGUUCCUUAAACCGAGGUGGUUUCUGAAAAUCCAUGAGAAUGAUGAAGAAAAGCAACCCCAAAAGCCAAUCCAGACUCUUGAGAAUUUCUCGAAUCUCGAUUGCACGCACGUUAGCACGGAACCAGACCACGAGCCCGCUGAAGUCGUAUCAAACACGCGCGUAACACCUGAGGACCACUGGCAGGAUGUCCGACGAAUUGACAUAAGGUUUCCGCGCCAAAUACCGCGGGCAGAUGCAAAGGGCAACGUCAUAGAAAAACCCCGGGCGUUUUACAGUCCUGGCGACAUACUUGAGCUCUACCCAAAGAAUUUCCCCUCGGAUGUCCAACAUUUCAUUGACUUGCAGGGUUACGGAUCGAUAGCACAUGCACCUCUGGAUGUUCAAUAUGACUGGGAACAGUUCGACAGUAACCCCCCGCGCGAACAUCCUUUGGGCCGUGCUCCCUUUCACAACACCCUCUUCGGCAUUCUCACCAACCACCUGGACAUAAUGGCUGUACCCCGCCGUUCAUUCUUCGCUCUGAUUGCCCAUUUUGCAUCUGAUCCGGACCAAAAAGAGCGUCUAUUGGAAUUUGCAAGGCCAAACGACCCCGAGCUUAUCGACGACUAUUUUGACUACGCCACUCGCCCACGCCGCAGCAUCCUCGAGGUAUUGCAGGAGUUCACCAGUGUCAAGAUCCCUUACCAGUAUCUCCUCGGCAUACUCCCUCCCUUGAAACCCCGCCAAUUCAGCAUCGCCAGUGCCGACUUGACAAAACUAGAUCCAGAAUCUACCGAUUGCACUGUCACUCUCCUUGUCGCAAUUGUCAAGUACCGCACUGUCAUCAAGCGCACCAGGUGGGGCGUCUGCUCGCAUUACCUCAGCGAGCUCAAGCCAGCGCAGAGACUUCGCGUCCAACUCAUCGAAGGCGCAAUGCGUCUCUCCGACGAGGAUCUGCAGGCACCUUCCAUCCUCAUCGGGCCGGGAACUGGUGUUGCGCCUCUCCGCUCCAUCAUUCAAGGCAAGGAGCUCCUCCGCCAGGGUGACACUGGCAGUGCUGCGCCCAACUUGGGCGACACCAUCCUCUUCUUCGGCAACCGUAACGCCGCGGCGGACUUCUUCUUCGCAGACGAAAUGCGCGAACGCACGGAGAAGCAGAAGAUGCAGCUCGCCACAGCUUUCUCGCGAGAUCAGCGAGAGAAGAUAUACAUCCAGGACCGCGUUCGCGAGCAUGGCAAGGAAAUCUGGAACUUGCUCCAGAAGAGUGCGAGGAUCUACUUGUGCGGGAGCUCAGGCAAGAUGCCGGAGGCGGUGAGGAGAGCGCUGGAGGAUGUCAUCAAGCACGAAGGAGGGAUGAGUGAGACUGAGGCAGAGGAGACGUUGAGAGGAAUGGUCAAAGCGGGAAGAUUUAGACAGGAGACCUGGUAG